This is a messenger RNA of Dermacentor andersoni, 2840 nucleotides long. RefSeq lists its product as uncharacterized. NCBI's taxonomy places the organism in Eukaryota, Metazoa, Arthropoda, Arachnida, Ixodida, Ixodidae. The record is from RefSeq and is a predicted model, not a curated record.
AUGGACAGCGAGUGGGAUUCAUCCGGCGUCGACCAGUCGACCCUCGAAGUGUCGACCCUGACCGGUUCUUCGGACGCAGACUCAGGUGAAGAGGAUUGCAGCGUCACUCUCGUCGCCGUUGUGUGCUGCGUCCUGGCGUGCAUCAUCGCCAUAGCCAUCGCGCUACUCCUAUUCGGAGGCGUGGAGGUCUUCGAAGAUGCUGACUCAGGUGGAGGUGGUGACGGCGAUGGCGUGGAAGAUCCGACGAAAUACCCGCCCGUUGUCCGUUCCCCGCCACGGCCAGUGGUUACUGAUCACCCCACAACGAAAGCGCCACCAUCGCCACCGGUGACCGCUCGCCCUACAAUGACCAGGUCACCGCCUAGAACGCCAAGACCGCUAACAACGAGGCCGUCUCCUAUUAUACGCACUAAGCCUACUACUACACCCGUCACCACAACUACGGUGAAAAAAGUGACUCCUAGACGUGCGCCACCUACGCCACGUAAACGCCCUCCACCACCUCCUCCUCCGCCUCCUGCGACAUCGAAACACCCUCCACCACCUCCUCGUCUACCUCCUCCGCCUCCUCCAACAACGAAACGACCUCCACCACCUCCUCCUUCGCCUCCUCCUCCACCUAAGCGCCCUCCACGCCCUCCUCCUCCGCCUCCUCCGCCUUCUGCGACAACUAAACGCCCUCCACCACCUCCUUCUCCGCCUCCUCCUCCAACUAAACGCCCUCCACCACCUCCUCCUCCACCUCCUCCUCCUCCUCCGCCUCCUGCGAUAACUAAACGCCGUCCAGCACCUCCGACGACGACUAAACACCCUCCGCCACCUCCUCCUCCACCUCCUGCGACAACUAAACGCCGUCCACCACCUCCCCCUCCCCCUCCUCCGUCUCCUCCGACAACUAGACGCCCUCCGCCACCUCCUCCGACAACUAAACGCCCUCCACCACCUCCUCCUCCGCCUCCUCCUACAACUAAACGCCGUCCACCACCUCCUUCUCCGCCUCCUCCACCUCCUCCGUCUCCUCCGACAACUAGACGCCCUCCGCCACCUCCUCCGACAACUAAACGCCCUCCACCACCUCCUCCUCCGCCUCCUCCGACAACUAAACGUCCUCCACCACCUCCUCCGCCGCCUCCUCCGCCACCUCCAACAACUAAACGCCCUCCACCACCUCCUCCUCCUCCGCCAACUCGUCCUGCUCAGCCACCUCCGCCGCCUCCGCCAGUUCGGCCUACUCUGCCACCUCCGCUCACACAGUCCUCCAUAAAACCUAUCUCGCUUCUGUGCACCUUCGGGAACAAGACAGGCGGCGGCACUGUCUAUCCACCGGAUGGUUUGUGCGACUACAUCUUCUACGACUCGAUGUACAAGAAUAAUCGCAACCCGCUUUUCGGAAACUGGGACUACGACAUAUACUCCAUCCUCUCGAGAGCGCAGAAAGCCGACCGCACCAAGUCGCAGUAUGGUGCGGGUUUCGCCUUCGAACAUCGCAACAAACUCGUCAGCGAUCUGACCAAAAAGUCCCUGGAAGUUUUCUGGAGUCACAACUUGUUUCACUUCGGCAUCAUCGACUGUCCCAUGCACGGCGUGACUCAUGCCCAAAUGGACGAGGUGUUCGUAGCCCUCAAGGCGCUCGGAGAUGUCGCCAAGGUAGCGAGAACCUCGGGAAACGCCUCGUACGUCAUCCUGGGCGCGCUUUCCGCCACCAGCGCGUGGAACGACUACUUCAAAAACAAGUUCAAGAAUACCUUCAAGCCGGACCUGUUCAUCUCGCUGGGCCACCAGCUGCGGGGCGAUCCGGAGAAGAGCCGGUGCAUCGCCACGCCACCAGCCAUACUGCAGAAGCCAACGGGGUUUCCGGACGAACACGACUUGCACGACGCCGCGCGAGCGCUGGCGGCCGUUGCUUCGCAAGCCGGCGGCCCACGGAUCUCCAUCUCCGUCUCGAUGAAGGGUCGCUGGUCCACGCUGAAGCCGAACGUCAGGGCCGAGAUCUUCGCGCCCUGCGUCACGAGCAGCCAGGGGCCCUACUACGGCAGCUACACCGAGGUGUGCGACACGCCGCCCUUCUCGAACAACCUGUUGCACGAGGUGCAGCAGUACGCCAUGCGCGCCUACGACAAGGCGACGCGGCGCAUGUUCGUGUACGACAACGAGCAGACUCUGUGCAAGAAGCUCUGCCUCCUCAAGGCCAACUACACCAAGCUGGAGUUCGGCGUGGCCAUCUACGACCUGGACUACGAGGACGCCGACGACACCUGCUCGUCGCUCAACACUCAGGGAGCCUACAGCCGCACCAAGGUGGCGAGCACUGUGCAAAGGUAUUUAGCCAGCCAGUUCACCGAUCCGUCUAAGGAGGCCGAGUGUUCCCAGCUGUGGCAAUAGUAAGUUUGAGACCGUGACUGUACCAUUUAAUGAGCGACGCUCGCGAGCCGGUUAUUGAAUAGCUUACUCAUCUUGGCCAGGGUUAUUUGCAGUACCCGGCGGCGAAUCGAACUGCUUCCGAUGCGAUUGACUGUCGCAAAUCUAAGCUCCAAGUGCCGGCUUCUGGAGGCGUUUUCUUGUUUUCGUAUCGCGACGAUGUCUCGGGAACUUGUAUGCAUGUUUAUGUAGCUUUUCCUUCUCUUUUUUUUUUAUUUUGCCGUGUGUGCUGUGCGACAAAUGUAAAAGGAUCUUAACAGUAAAGGGCGUUUUUUCAGUGCGGUCCCUUAAUUGGUUCUGUUUAACUCAAACCGCACUGAGUCAACUGCGAAUGUGUAAGGGCACUGCACCGAGCCAUGUAGACAGAAUUAAAGCGCAUAACAUUUAUAAUAGCUGAUACGCUUGUACACAACGCUUGGCAA